This is a messenger RNA of Fraxinus pennsylvanica, 948 nucleotides long. Lineage: Eukaryota; Viridiplantae; Streptophyta; Magnoliopsida; Lamiales; Oleaceae. The record is from the annotation of a GenBank genome assembly.
AUGGACGAUCUGACAGCUUACUAUAAUCCUCCAAUUCACCACCCAUACUACCAACCUCCACCCCCUCCUCCGCCGCCGGGGGCGGCGCAUCCACCUCCUCCUACUGUGGUGGCUCAGCCACUUCUCCACCACCAGCAGUAUCAACCCCAAUUCAUCACCUAUGCUCCCCCGGUCUACCCCCAGUCCUCGCACGACCAGCUCCGCACGCUCUUUGUUGCAGGACUCCCCGAAGACGUUAAGCCUCGAGAGAUUUACAAUCUCUUCCGCGAAUUCCCUGGAUACGAGUCCUCUCAUCUUCGGCCCCCUACCUCGUCUAAUAACCAGCCUUUUGCUUUUGCAACUUUUGUGGAUCAACAAUCAGCAGUCUUGGCAUUACAUGCUUUGAAUGGGAUGGUAUUUGACCUUGAGAAGGGCUCUACCUUAUAUAUUGAUCUUGCAAAAUCUAAUUCUAGAACGAAGCGCUUGAGAGCAGAUGAUGACACACCUGGUUCAGAAAAGAAGCUAAAAGGAUCUGCUGCUUUUUCUAGGGACGCUAAUCCUGGUGUUGGCAGCGUUCACGUGCCUGGAAUGAGUAAUUCUGCUUACAACACGAUUGGUUAUUCAUCCACACAAAGUUAUGGAAACACUGGUGGCGGAACAGUGAAGGACGCUACUGCAAAAUCGAACAAUCCUCCUUGCCCCACACUCUUUGUGGCUAAUCUGGGUCCAACCUGCUCAGAACAGGAACUGAUCCAAGUAUUUUCAAGAUGUCGUGGAUUUAUAAAAUUGAAGAUGCAGAGCACCUAUGGAGCUCCUGUUUCAUUUGUUGACUUUCAGGAUACUGCCAGUUCAACUGAAGCACUAAAUCAUCUACAAGGCACUAUUCUCUACUCUUCACCAUCUGGUGAGGGGAUGCGGCUGGAGUAUGCAAAGUCACGGAUGGGAAUGCGCAGUAAGAAGUCAAGGUGA